GGCAGGAGGAAGACACUGAUGGUGGCGAAUGGGAAGAUUAUGCUCAGUUUCUGAGCUUGGUACAUACAGUUCUGAUUUUCUGGCUUCAAUCCAGGUGUCUACAAUGCAAAUAAAAGAAUGGACUAAGAAUGUACAGGUGCUUUGCAUCACAUCUAAGAUGACCACCUCCCUGUAAACUCUGCAUCCCUGGAACGAGAAACAUGGUAGAGUGAAAGCAAGGCGUUGCAGAGGGAAGAGCUCAGUCGCUUUCACGGCACGUGAGGAAAGGCAGGAAGGUUACCAUGGUAACUGUCAUCACGGAACAGCUACAGAAACAGAGUUUGGAUGACCUGGCUUGUAAGGUCUUCAAUAUUAACCUGCCCCUGCCAGAGAAUACGAACAAGGGUGGCUGCUGGAAUCCCUACCGAUUCAUACCAGGGGAAAGGAACUGGAAUGUUUUAGACUCCUCAAACACUGAAUUACCAGUGGAUAUGGGUUUUCCUUCAUUCGCAAGCUACAGCCUAAGCAGUUUCGACUCCUCCAGUCAGAAUAAAUCAUUGUGCACAAGACAAGCAACAAACACGUGGAUGGGACACGUGACGAGCACAUCAGUGGGGAAUCUAAGUGACUUGCAGUUCUCUGAGAGUUUUGCCUCACUGCCAGAUCCACCAACCAAAAGACACUGUCGGUCGCUGUCUGUGCCAGAAGACCUAUCACGCUGCAGGUCUCUCUGGAAGCCAGCUGGAUCCAAGGUGUGGACUCCUGUCAAACGGCGAUGCAACAGUGGUGGAAAUGGAGGCGCACAGCUGUGUAACUCAACUCAACGCCCCACCAGCCUUGGUCUCCAGCAGCUAUCCAACUCCGGUCUCCCCUCCAACACCAGCAGUUUCACAUUUUCAAGUCUCACAGCAUCUCCUGAAUCUCCGUUGCCAUGGAUGCUGUCACCCAAUAAUCAUUCCACAGAUAUCAGUGAGAGAACUUUUUUGGGCGUGCAGUGCAUUUUGCCUGAGCAAUGCACGUUCAUUCCUCAAAGGCGUUUCUCACUGUCACCGGUACACAUUCGAGAGGCAGCACGAUGUCUGCUUUCAGCCAAAAGCACACCCUCCUCCACUCCAGAAAUGAACCGACGACAGCAGGGCUUGUUGCGGAGCCACUCUCAGCCCUGUGACUUAAAUGAACGCAAGUGUGGUAUAAAACGAAGGCAUGAUGAUGACGUCCGGUGGACAAGACCUGCUUUGGACUUCUUCAAGAUGAACCAGAGGAGAAACAUGAGCAGUCCCGCUUGCCAAGAAAUGGAGGAAAAGAAACCCCCAGAGGGCCAGUCACCCAUCUCUAUCUUGGACACUGCAGGCUUCAGGGCAGACUUGUCGCAUAGCUGCCCAACGAGAAGCUGCCGGAUUGAAACACUCAGUGAAAGUGAGGAAGAGGAGGAUGCUAAGAAUUGUGGUAGCACAGAGGCCUUCCCGUUCCAUCGCACCUGUGAGGAUUUAGAUUUGGACAUGAUUGAGGAAAACUGAAUGACUUAGUUAAAGUAAUACAGGACCUUUGAACCCCACGAAUUACGCCUUAAAAUGCAAACCCAUGAGUACAAAAUACAAAGUUCACAUAGACCGUAUUCCCCACCAGAUUCCAUCAUUACACUACUUGAUUGGACAGUUCUUUGGUUGGGGGGGGGUGCGGGUGCGGAGGGGGGUGUCACAUGGCUGAGACCUGUAACCUUCCUUACUCAGGUCAGCGAGGUUUAGGUCUUGGUGGAGAAGUUGUGCCAUUCCUCUUGCUCACCUGCUGCCACCUGAGUCUCUUCAGAUAAUGAACUGUGUAGACUUCACCCCACUCCACAUGCUAAAGCCUGCAUACUUCCAGUGCAUCUGCAAUAAACUCUGUGGGACAGUUGGGGCGAUAACCAAAUGGUGCCUUCAGAAGCAAAUGAGUCAGAGGAGGAAUUGAUGAGCAGAAGCAAAGGGCCCUUGAAGUUCAUAAACAAUAUUCCAGUUUUAAAGGGUCCUGAGAUUGACUCCUAUUUUCAGCUUCACAUUAUUUCAAUAAAGCUAUGAUUAAUGGCUUAGUUAGAUUCUCUCUCUUUUCCCUUUGUCUCUCUUUUACCCCCUAUCCCACUGGCUUGGAGAUAAAGCAAAAUGUAAAGCAGUGCACUGUAUUCAAAAGGUUGGGUGUUUUUGGACUUGGGACUAAGUGCUCCCUAUUUAUGAGGGAAGCUACAGUGGUGGGAGUUGUAAUUUUCCUCAGUGUUCUUGGCUGAGGUAAAAUCCAAGUUUGAAGUCGCUGUGUAAUACAGCCUUGAUUUUACAACUGGGCAAAGGAUUGGGCGGAUUGGUGGUGAUGAAGAGAGAAGUGGAAGUCAGUCAAGUGAGGCCAAUUUAGUUUACUGAUGAUUUGCAGAGUGGGUAGUGACUGUAAGGUGUCUGUUUUUGUUACUUUGUGUAGACUGUACUUGAAGAGACUCUAUAUUUUGUUGUACUUUAGCCCUUGCACCAAAUUUAUGAAUUACGAUCAAAGAUUCACAAUUUCCUGCCGAUUUUCUGUGUCCUUUUGGGAAAAACUCCCAGCAUUUCUAAUAAAUUUAAUCAAAGAUUGUGAUAAUAUAACGACCACUGCUCUUUAUUCAUGAC
This is a messenger RNA of Pristis pectinata (smalltooth sawfish), 2606 nucleotides long. Its product is annotated as protein FAM53A-like. The record is from RefSeq and is a predicted model, not a curated record. The coding region runs from base 282 to 1496 and encodes 404 amino acids. Lineage: Eukaryota; Metazoa; Chordata; Chondrichthyes; Rhinopristiformes; Pristidae. The transcript is spliced from 6 exons. Gene Ontology annotation, cellular component: cytoplasm; nucleus; histone pre-mRNA 3'end processing complex. Gene Ontology annotation, biological process: mRNA 3'-end processing by stem-loop binding and cleavage; protein import into nucleus; mRNA transport. Gene Ontology annotation, molecular function: mRNA binding; histone pre-mRNA stem-loop binding.